AUGGGAAAGCUUGGAUUUGCCCUUGCGGCUUUGGCCCUUCCAACAGCACUGGGAGCUCCUACAGCCUCCCGCAAAAGCUCCAGCUACGUCAACUGGCGACAGUUCAAAGCCCACGGAGCCAACCUCGGCGGAUGGCUGGUGCAGGAGUCCACCAUCAACAGCGCAUGGUGGGCUGAAUAUGCUGGAGGGGCUUCGGAUGAAUGGGGCUUCUGCGAGAACUUGGGUCAACAAUGCGGACCCGUCUUCGAGGAACACUAUGCCACUUGGAUCACCACCGCCGAUGUUGACAAGCUUGCGGAAGUCGGGAUCACUGCACUGCGAAUCCCUACUACCUACGCUGCCUGGAUCCAUUACCCCGGAUCCCAGCUCUACUCGGGCAACCAGACCAAGUAUCUGUCUGAGAUUGCCACGUAUGCUAUUGAACAAUAUGGCAUGCAUGUCAUUGUCGACAUUCAUGGACUGCCGGGAGGCACCAAUGGCUUGACGAUCGGCGAGGCGACUGGCCACUACGGCUGGUGGUACAACCAAACCAAUCUCGACUACUCCCUACAAGCAGUCGACGCGGUGAUCGACUACAUUCAGAAUUCCGGUCACCCCGAAUCCUAUAGCCUGGAACCCGCCAACGAAGCCGUCGACAACAGAGACUUCUCUGUCUUCGGUACCUCCGCCGCGCUGUCGGAUAAGGCAGCGGCCUGGCUCUUGAAAUACUACCAAGCCGUGAUCGACCACGUCGCCGCAGUGAACCCCAGCAUCCCCGUCAUGCUGCAGGAUAGCUUCAAGGGCGAGAGAUUCUGGUCCGGCAACUUCUCCACCAAUGCCAACAUCGUCUUCGAUUCUCACAACUACUGGUUUGACGAUACGAAUGCCACGUCCGUCACCCUGGCGAAAGACAUCUGCACCCGCGCUAAGGCCGUCGCGGGCGACGGCAAGUUCCCCGUCUUUGUCGGCGAAUGGGCCAUCCAGGCCGGUUCCAACAACACAUUCGCCCUGCGGGAACGCAAUCUCAACACCGGCCUGCAUGCCUUCCACCAGCACACCCAAGGCUCUUCUUACUGGACGGCCAAGUUCUAUGGAAAUGGUACCGUGAGCGGACAGGGUAACCAGACGGACUACUGGAAUUUCGAGGGCUUCAUCGAUCUGGGCCUGGUGCAUCUCGAUAGCAAGAACUAUAAAUGCGUGUAAGGCGUCUGCCUGGUGGUAGUGGAUGUCAUUUUGUAAAUAUGUUAUGCAGCGUGUGUCUAUAGAGCUCGGAG
Aspergillus aculeatus ATCC 16872 is the source of this 1253-nucleotide messenger RNA. RefSeq lists its product as uncharacterized. Gene Ontology annotation, cellular component: cell surface; extracellular region. The transcript has a single exon. NCBI's taxonomy places the organism in Eukaryota, Fungi, Ascomycota, Eurotiomycetes, Eurotiales, Aspergillaceae. The record is from RefSeq and is a predicted model, not a curated record. Bases 1 to 1182 code for a protein of 393 amino acids. Gene Ontology annotation, biological process: glucan catabolic process. Gene Ontology annotation, molecular function: glucan exo-1,3-beta-glucosidase activity.